Messenger RNA from Brienomyrus brachyistius, 3192 nucleotides. It is a transcript of the gene cysltr1, whose product is annotated as cysteinyl leukotriene receptor 1. The transcript has 2 exons. Lineage: Eukaryota; Metazoa; Chordata; Actinopteri; Osteoglossiformes; Mormyridae. Gene Ontology annotation, cellular component: plasma membrane. The record is from RefSeq and is a predicted model, not a curated record. Gene Ontology annotation, molecular function: leukotriene receptor activity. Gene Ontology annotation, biological process: G protein-coupled receptor signaling pathway. The coding region runs from base 126 to 1169 and encodes 347 amino acids.
AAACAUGCAUCGCGACCUGUGGUGUAUUUGGAAAAAUUUUCAUUUUGAAGUAGCAAGCGGCUGCAUUUGAUCACGGGCGUUUCUACUAUUCUGCAACUGAGCAAGCGCCGUAACUUUAAAGGCCAAUGUAUGCAGCCAUGGAUUCUGGAAACAGCACAUGUGAAUCAAUUGACGACUUCCGCAACAAGGUAUACUCAACUGUCUAUUCAAUUAUAACUGUCUUUGGCAUGGUGGGAAACGGCUUUGCCUUAUUCGUGCUGAUCCGGACCUCCAUCCAGCAGACUGCCUUUCACGUCUACAUGAUAAACCUGGCCGUAUCUGACCUGCUGUGUGUCACCACGCUACCUCUGCGUGUUUUGUACUAUGUAAGCAAAGGCCAUUGGUACCUUGGCGACUUCCUGUGCCGCAUCAGCUCCUACGCCCUCUACGUCAAUCUCUACUGCAGCAUCUUCUUCAUGAUGGCCAUGAGCUUCACCCGCUUUCUGGCCAUCGUCUUCCCGGUACAGAACCUCAAACUAGUCAACGAGCGCAAGGCUCGAUUCGUCUGUGCUAGCAUCUGGAUUUUCAUCUGUGUUGCCAGUUCACCCUUUCUCAUAAGUGGUACUUACACUGACCCGACUACCAACAAAACCAAGUGCUUUGAGCCACCAGAGCAGAAAGGGGGAUUACAAAAGUUGAAGAUGCUCAACUACAUUUCCUUAGCGGUGGGUUUUAUCAUUCCUUUCCUGGUUAUCCUCCUGUGUUACGCAGGGAUAAUCCGCACGUUGCUAACCAGCUCCACAAGCAUGAAUAAGCAGAGGCACACCCGCACCAAGGCUAUCCGCAUGAUUGUAAUCGUGAUGUUGGUCUUCCUGGUUAGCUUCAUGCCCUACCACAUCCAGCGUACUGUCCACCUGCACGCCAUGGGUCACAAGGACACCUCCUGUGAGGACAUAAUCUACAUGCAGAAGUCUGUGGUGGUCACCCUCUGCUUAGCGGCCUCCAACUCCUGCUUCGACCCCAUGCUCUACUUCUUCUCCGGGGAGAACUUCCGUCGCCGUGUCUCCACCUUUCGGAAGAACUCAGUAGUUAGUGCCACGCUGCACCGCCACAAGAUGGUUUGCGAGCCUGAAGUUCAUGAGGAGGAGCAGGACAAGCUGCAGGCUUGCAAUGGCCCACAGGGAAACUAGCGAAACAUCUCCGAUCUCUGAAGGUGAAUGGAAGCGAGAACAAAGGGGCUGUUCGUGUUGGAGGGCUGGGUCAUGUGAAGAAUUUAUCCAUGCUGGGAUUUUUUUUUUUUUUUUUUUUUUUGGCGACUGUAGAAUAUGCUGGAAAACUUUGAAAAUUCUCGGGAGAGCUGGAGAGUAGAUGAUGAAGUAACGACAAAGCACAUGAUGGUAGGCAUUGCAGGCAGAAGGCAGAAAUGCUGGGAGGAAAUGUGGGAGGAUUUCAGUUCAAACUGAAAAGCAGUGUCUCGCCGAAGUAUUGAAAUUGUAAGAUCACACACUUAGGGCAUAUAAAGCAGCUCUGCUAUGUGAUUGUUUUAGAAAUGGCAACUAACUCAGGAAACUGUCCUUAGCUUUGUUUAUGGUGUGGUCAUGUUUUCUCAGUGGUAAUUUGACUGUCAUGAACAAGAACCUUUUACUGAAAGGUUUCCAAUUUUAAGGGUUAUAUGUAUGUUAGCAUUGUUCACCUUGUAGCUUCUUUGGCGUUUAGAUGAAGAUUGCAAACAUUAUCACCUUGUGUAAAUGUAUGCAUGUAUAUUUAUCAAUACAUGGUGGAGUCGAUGUCAUCUAUUAAAAAAUUGUGUAUGAAUAUUAUUGUCAUAAAAUUAUAUAUAUUUAUGAAGUGAAUAUGAAUGAGUGAUCUCCUCAGCCAUGUUCAAAAUUGCAACUUGUCCAAUUAUUAUGUGGGAUUGUGGGAGUCAUUUAUGAAAGUACUGUCUGUCCUGCUGGUUUACCAGUGAUAUGAAGAGGAAUCAGAAAUGAAAAUGCUUAAUAUGGAAGCUUGCAAAAUAUAGUAAAUGAAAUUUCAAUGUUAUGUUUGUUGGCAACAUUUGUAUUUAAUGUGGGCAAUUUGUAUCAAAUUCAGGUAACCUGAAUGUUUACACAGAUGUGUUCAAUUUAAGGCAAAGUACUCUGAUUUUGGUUGUCUGAAAUGCUGUAUAAUUUGUUUUAGAGAAUUAACUUGAUGUAUAGAAGGAUGACCUUAGUGACUUUAUUUUCUCUUCAGCAAUGUUAUAUGCUUACUUUGUAUUCUGCUAAGCUUCCUGUUGCAUUUCUGAAACAGGGAAUUGACACUGAAACAGCUGCAGCUUGCCGGUAGUGACUCUGGGUUCACUUUUGUUGGAUGUGUUGAUGCGUCUGAGGUUCAUACCUGCCAGCAUGCAAUCAGAAUAUAAUUCAUGAACUGAACAGCUGCAACAGGAAACAUAGCGAGAGUACAGAUUUGGAUACGUGUGUGCAGCAUUUGCACAUGUCGUCUGGCUUCACCACAUUCCAGCACGAUAGGGAUAAUUAUCUUUACAAGGUGCCAUAUGCUUAUUUGGGUGCUAUUGUAGCUUAUUUCAGGGUUUCUCAGCCUGGAAGUCAGGAAACCCCUAACAGUCCACCUCUUUUGCACACUCCCAGCUCCCUGUAGCAAAAAUGAUGGACUGUCUGGGGAUCCCAGAGGACUGGCUUUGGUGUGUAGCACUGUUGCCUCAUACUGCUAGGAUCCAAGGUUUCAAUCUCAUCCUGCGUGUCAAAAGAUGUACAGUUAGAUGAACUGGUAUCACUAAGUGGUGUACAUAUGUGUGUGCAAGUAUACUGCAUAGGACCCUGUGAUGCUGACCACGAUACGCUGGUAGAAGAGGGAUGCUUUAUAAAUAAAUAAAAAGGUCAUAUCAACUCACUCAUCUUCAAAACGAUUUACAAACAUACAAACAGAAUGAUGACAUCCCAUCCAGGGUGUACCCCAGGCUUGUGCCCUGUGCUGGCUGGGAUAGCAGAUCAUAUGUAAAGACAAGCUACCUUCUUGUAGUUUGCCCUUCUACAUGCCUUCACCUGUUUCACAACAACAGCUUUCAAAAUGAGGAACCAAAAUGCAAAGAUACAUACAAUGAUGUUACAAAUUUUUGCUGCAGUAAUGUUUUUUUUGUCAUUGAUUGUGUAUGUUUUGUAAAAGUUUUUUGAUUAGCAACUUGUGGCAUACCAAUAAAACUGCUUUGAAUGA